Molecule: messenger RNA, 1140 nt
Organism: Drosophila guanche
Lineage: Eukaryota; Metazoa; Arthropoda; Insecta; Diptera; Drosophilidae
Product: trimeric intracellular cation channel type 1B.1
Exons: 4
Coding region: 191-1021 (276 amino acids)
Biological process (GO): potassium ion transmembrane transport
Cellular component (GO): membrane
Molecular function (GO): potassium channel activity; identical protein binding
Source: RefSeq, a predicted model, not a curated record
AUAUAUAACAUUUUGGCUAAGAGAGCGAGAGAGCAACAAAUAGCCACCAAACAACGAGCAUGUAACACACGGGACCUGGCGGCCCAGUCUCCCCGUGUUCGUGCUGCACUCUGCUAUCCGUUUAUCCGUUCGCUCGCGUGUGUUAGACAUUUAUCAUCCGUGAAGGCAGGAUACAAGAUCAGCCGUGAUCAUGGACCCGGAAGCAUUUUUGGAUGUGGCCAAUCAGGUCAUCAAGCUGAAAAUGUUUCCGUUUUUCGAUAUUGCUCACAGUUUACUUGCCGCGCUGGCCGUGCGCGAGGACUUGGGCGCCAAUGCACAGGCCUUCUCCCGUAAGCAUCCAUUGGCCUGUUGGCUAUCGACCAUGCUGGUCAUCUUUGCCGGCGGCAUGGUGGCCAAUGGCCUGCUCGGUGAACCCAUCUUGGCACCAUUGAAAAAUACCGGCCAACUUUUGGUGGGCACAGCCGUGUGGUACGUUGUGUUCUAUACGCCAUUCGAUAUUGGUUACAAGGUGGCCAAAUUCCUGCCCGUUAAAAUUGUGGCCAGUGCCAUGAAGGAGAUAUAUAGGGCAAAAAAGGUCUACGACGGUGUGGGACAUGCGGCCAAGCUGUAUCCGAACGCCUGGAUAAUCAUGAUCAUCAUUGGCACACUGAAGGGCAAUGGCGCUGGAUUUACAAAGCUGAUUGAACGCCUCAUUCGUGGCGCAUGGACACCAACGGCCAUGGAAUUCAUGCAGCCAAGCUUCUACACCAAAGCUUCGCUGCUGGCCUCGAUCAUCUUUGUGUUGGACAAAAAGACGGACUGGAUCUCAGCACCGCAUGCACUGGUGUACUUUGGCAUUGUUAUAUUCUUGGUCUACUUUAAGCUCUCGUCUAUUUUGCUGGGCAUACAUGAUCCCUUCCUGCCACUGGAGAAUCUGGGCUGUGCCAUCUUCUUUGGCGGCAUUUGGGAUAGCUUGGCCAAGAUCUUGGGCCGCGGCCAGGCCAAGGAUGGCGACAGUAAAGAUGUUAAGAAGAACAACUAAAACAUUAUUUUGUAGUUAGACCAAAACACGUAAUCAAUCAUCGCUGCCAAACCAAACGCACAGACAUUUUAGCAUAGACCACCCCACAUCCUAUACAUCGAUCGAUUUCGAGAGCCAAA